AUGAAGAGCGCAAUCUUUUUAUCGAUUUUGUUGUUCGGGAUCGUCAGGUCGAGUGAAAUUGACAAUGAGACUAGACCAACAGAAGAAUCCCUGAAGCGGGGGCUGAGUUACAAGUGCGCGGCGCGGGAGACCUCGUCAUGCAUCGCCUACGAGCUGGUAGGAUACGUGGACAGGAUGCUGAGGACGGCGUCCGUGCAGCUGAGCGAUGACGUCAUGAUCGUUGAUGAGAGUAACGGCGCAGCAGCUGAAAUCGAAGUGAAGCCGGAGACACUGGCUCGUGCAGGCACCACCCUCGAAGACCAGGCGCAGUCCCUCAUCAGCGACAAGCUGUGGCACUUCGCCACGACCAGGUCUCUGAGGUACAGGCUCUUCGACAACGCUGACCUGGUCAUUGCUGGCAAGGAAGAUCAGGAUGGAAGCCUUGGUGUUGGUGUUUCACUGAAAGCACCCAAAGCAAUCGAGUCUGGUAGAGGACGCAACAAGAACUUCGGCCCGUUCCUAGCUGCAGCGGCGCUGAAGUUCGGUCUACUUGGAGCCCUCACCUUCAAGGGCUUGACCUUGAUGGUGGGGAAGGCCCUGCUGAUCUCCAAGAUAGCUCUCCUCUUGGCCACAAUCAUCGGACUGAAGAAACUGUUCUCUCAUCAGAAAAAGAACGUGACGUACGAGAUCUUCACCGACUACCAUCACCACGGCUGGGACCAUUGGAAGAGGAACCUGGAUGAUAUCGCUAGAUUAUAUGACAAUUUACCUAAUACAGUUUCAAAAUAA
Messenger RNA from Amyelois transitella, 768 nucleotides. RefSeq lists its product as uncharacterized. The transcript is spliced from 5 exons. NCBI's taxonomy places the organism in Eukaryota, Metazoa, Arthropoda, Insecta, Lepidoptera, Pyralidae. The coding region runs from base 1 to 768 and encodes 255 amino acids. The record is from RefSeq and is a predicted model, not a curated record.